AUGGAUUUGAAGGCCGCUGGUGAAAAGCGUUUACUGCAGCUUAAUGAGUUAGAUGAAUUCAGGAUGGAAGCGUAUGAAUACUCAAGGCUCUAUAAAGAUCGAACCAAGAAGUGGCAUGACUUGCAUAUUCAGAGGCAAGAGUUUGAAGUGGGGCAGAAAGUGUUAUUGUACAACUCUAGACUCAAGCUCUUCCCGAAAAAAUUAAGGUUAAGGUGGUCGGGUCCCUAUACUGUCACAAAGGUUUUGCCAUGUGGAGCAAUAGAAGUCAGCCACAAAACUAAGGGUACCAUUACAGUUAAUGGGCAAAGGCUAAAAUACUAUUGGGGUGGUGACUUCUCCAAGCAAAAGUCCACCGUUCAAAUCGGGACACCAGAAUUAAGCAGCUACGGGAAAGUCGAGCCAUUGACUAUAAACUAG
This is a messenger RNA of Olea europaea var. sylvestris, 417 nucleotides long. RefSeq lists its product as uncharacterized. The record is from RefSeq and is a predicted model, not a curated record. The coding region runs from base 1 to 417 and encodes 138 amino acids. The transcript has a single exon. NCBI's taxonomy places the organism in Eukaryota, Viridiplantae, Streptophyta, Magnoliopsida, Lamiales, Oleaceae.